Annulohypoxylon truncatum is the source of this 1427-nucleotide messenger RNA. RefSeq lists its product as uncharacterized. The transcript has 2 exons. Gene Ontology annotation, cellular component: mediator complex; core mediator complex. Gene Ontology annotation, molecular function: transcription coregulator activity. Gene Ontology annotation, biological process: regulation of transcription by RNA polymerase II. Lineage: Eukaryota; Fungi; Ascomycota; Sordariomycetes; Xylariales; Hypoxylaceae. The coding region runs from base 134 to 1150 and encodes 338 amino acids. The record is from RefSeq and is a predicted model, not a curated record.
GAACAUCGAACUCUUUGCUGUAUGUACCUGCGCAGCUUGCUUUAUUGAAGCUUACCACGAACAACAUCGAGAGCUCGCCUCCACCUCCUCUACACACUCAACGACCGCAGAAAAGCACAUAUUCUUCGGCAAGAUGGACAAGCAGCUUGAUGCCUGCUUCGACCGCGUCGAAAAAGCGUUGACUACGCUCGUCGACUCUAUCUCUAAAUACCAUCCGUCCGUGAACCAGGUCCACGAAUUAGGCCUCGCCGACGUCGAGCUUAACAAGGGCCUGGAAGACCUGCAAACCCACCAGUCCAACUACCGGCGGAUCCAAGACCUGCGCGCGGCGACCGCCAGCUUCGACUCCCAGAUCAAGGAGACGCUGCGCCUGCUAGCGAACACGCGGAAGGAGCUCGUCGGCGCGCCCGCCACCGUCUUCCCGUCCGACGUGCCCAGCUACGACAUCAACUACGACGAGCUCCUCGCCUACGCGCGGCGUAUCAGCAAGACCACGAUGCCGCCCGCCGGCAGCGCGUCCGCAGACGCCACGCAAGCGAAUUCCGGGGCCGAAACCGGCGUCGCGACACCCGCCGACGGCAUAACUCCCAACGGCGCCGCUCCCGCAGCACCACCGCAACAAGCCAACGGCGUUACCGCGGACCCAUCGUCCUCACAGCAACCGAACAACAACCCCAACGCCAGCAUGACGACCAUAACCGGGGCCGAAGCCAACCCCACAGCCCUACCAGAAGACAUGCAAUGGGAGCUCAACCCGUACCGGGGCUUCACAUUCUUCCCCUGGCCCUCCGAAGAGCAAGUCCGCCAGGGCGCGCUCGUCUCCCUCGCCUUCCUCGCCGAGCAGGGCAUCGACGCGGAGGACUACGACCCGGAGGCCGAGAAGCAGCGCAAGCAGCGCGAGGAAGAAGAGGCGAAGGCGGCGCAGGAGCGCGAGCGCUUGGAGAGGGAGGAGCGCGAGCGCAGGGCGCGCGAGGAGCAGGCGCGCUUGAGGGCCGAGCGCGAGAGGGAGCAACGGGAGGCUUGGCGGCGCGCGAGUAUUUCCGGUGGCGCGGCGGGAGCGGGAGCUGCUGGGACGGCGAGUUCGCCGGUCGGCGGUGAGAAGAAGCAGUUUCAGUUUAUGGCGGAUGAUGAUGAGGAUGAUGAUGAGUAGUGAGCUGGAGCUUGGGUGUUGACUACCUACGCAGCGGCUGUUGCUUGGUGGCUACGUGCUGAAGAAGGGGACCUGCGACGGUUGGUCUUGAAGGUGGGAGUAGGGGGUGGCCGGCAUGUAUAUGGAUCUGUCGGCAUAUGAAUGGAACUGAUUGCCUAUCUAUGAUAGGUCGCCGCCGGCCAAGACAUACGAAGCAAAAACAAUUCCCAGAAAUUCGGUUGAUUUACAAGAUUUUACCAAGCUCGGCAAAGAUACAUCUUCUUGUGAAAAGCCACUU